Molecule: messenger RNA, 342 nt
Organism: Iphiclides podalirius (scarce swallowtail)
Lineage: Eukaryota; Metazoa; Arthropoda; Insecta; Lepidoptera; Papilionidae
Source: the annotation of a GenBank genome assembly
AUGUCGUCGGCGCGAAGGGCCCCCGCCUCGUCGAGCAACUGGUCUCGUACGGCGACUUGCGCGCGCGCACUUUUUGCACGCGCCCGUAACACGAUCGGUCCAUCUCGUAAUUUCAGCGUUUUUUCUCUCCCCCCCCCCCCCCCCCCCCCCCCCCCCCCACACGGCGAUCCCGUCCCGGCCUUAUUAAGCCGCCGAUCGAUUCCCCGAUUGCGCCGCAGCGGAAUGAUUUACGCGCUGCGCAACGCAUGCAUGCGACGGGCGCGCCGGAUCUCCUACCGCGGUCGCCGGUUCGAACCCCGGACGAUGCAGUCCGUGGUAUCGAAGCAUAAAUGCCUGGACUGU